Hemisphaericaspora subhashii is the source of this 2148-nucleotide messenger RNA. RefSeq lists its product as uncharacterized. NCBI's taxonomy places the organism in Eukaryota, Fungi, Ascomycota, Pichiomycetes, Serinales, Debaryomycetaceae. The transcript has a single exon. The coding region runs from base 1 to 2148 and encodes 715 amino acids. The record is from RefSeq and is a predicted model, not a curated record.
AUGUCUUCAUCAUCAUCAUCUGAUAAAACACAGAAUAAAUCCUUUGGAUUUAGAAUAUCCUCAAUCUUUAAUCAACAUCACACACAUUCCCACUCAUCACAACAUACAAGCCAGCCUAAUGAUAGAUCCAUACACAAGCUGAACACAUCACCAGCUAUGACAGUACUGCCUAAUAAUACAGUAACAACAACAGCACCAGCAAGGAGACUGCAGACGAAUUCUUCGUCUGCAAAGCAACAACAGCAAUUACCUACGCCGGUUAGUAGGUCUUCCACUUCAAAUCGCUCGGCCCAGGUCCUACAUGGUUCUACACCACCUCCGCAAACCGCCCCAAAUGUCCCACCACCAAGUACAAGAGGGAUAGCUAGUAGCGCACCUCUGAAUACUACUCAACUAGCUAAAAGUAGACAGAGCCCAACCCCACCACGAUCGCCUGAUAGUCAAAAUUCUAGAGGUUCCAAGAUUUAUUCACCUGGCAGAAGAAAACCUCCUCCAGACUUUGAUGUUGAAAAUCUAUACUUCCAGGCUCCAAAUAUAGUGAAAACCUCCCCUUCACCAUUAACAUCACAACCUACCCUUCCAAAAUCAAAUUCUCAAUCAGAUAGUAUUGAUACUGAUAAAAUUGCAGAUUUAGAAAAAGGGCUUGAUAGUUUUCUUAAUCUUAAUUCUUCUGAUAGUGACUCGCUUUCAAAUAAAAUUGAAUAUCCAACAAAUGAUUCAAUUGAAGAUUUUAAGAUGUCAAGAUCUUCACCUUUGAUGGGACUUUCUGAUUUUGCACCUAACUAUAACCAACUUAAUAGAACUGAAACUGAAGAUUCAAAUAGAUCGGAUAAUCUGACAAAAAUAGAAGGGACAAGUCUUCCAUAUCCUGCUGAAAUGAGCUUCAGUGAACUUAGUUCUCCUGUUAAACCAAUGUUUGAUAUGAGUGGUUUGGAUUUAAGACCGCAAGGUAGUAGUGUACUGGAUAUAUCAAAAUCACCUAGUCCACACGAAACUUCAUUAACAAAUUCAAGAUCAAGUACUCCCACUGGAGGUGCUUCAUUAGAUAAUGCAUCAAUUGGAUCACUGGAUUUAUUCAUCUCAAGGCAACAUCAACAACAACAGCAAUUUCAACAACAGCCACUGGCUCCUCCAUACCCACCAACUCGUCAUUCAACAGGAACGGCUGUAUUCCCAAGAUCUCCAAGUCGACCCUCUCAAACCCAGCAAUUUCAACGUCAUGCUUCCGAGCCUAUGUCAUUUGGAAUCUCGAAAUCAAACACCGUUAAUACAUAUACAAGUUGGGGAUCACCCAGAAGUAACCUGCAUCGUCGUCAAUCAAGUUCAGUAAGUUCAAUCUGGAGUUCUAAUUCUUAUAGGAAUGUAAAUCUUGCGGCAAUUAAGAAAACCAUGAAUUUGAAACCCGGAGAAGGGGAAAGAUCUAAUUAUGUAUUAUCAAUUAGAAGAAGUUCAGGGACUUCAUAUAACGAAAACGGACCUUCGAAAUGGAAAUUACCUGUUGGGAUCUUACCAGUUGAUAAAUCGGCCCUAUAUGAUAAUUCUAAUGGUAGAUAUCUUCGUCUUGCUGGUGCAAGUGCAUAUAGAAAGAAGACCAGUGGGGUGGAAUUAAAGCAUGGUCAUUUGAAGCCAAGAUUAUUAGCUGCUGAAAUUGAUGAAUAUGAUGAUAAUACUUCUUUGGGACUUAGCCCUUCUACAAAUACGACUACGAGUGGAAGUGGACCAACCGCAUUCACACCAACUUCAAGAUCCAAUAAAUCAUCCGAGUCUUCAAAGACUGCUUCAAGAGAGAAUUCUAUCGCUAGAACAGUUACUGAUGCAUCUAUGAGAAGUGGAGGGGAUAAUCAAAGUUUUACAGGGCUUUCAGCUAGGAGUACACGUAGUGAUUCUAUGGGAUCUUCUUCUUCAGAAGAUUUGGCUGACAAGAUAGAUGUUGGAUAUUAUCAACAUCGCGGAUAUAAAUAUGAUAAAGAUGGUAAGGAUGUGAUAUUUGAUGAAGAGAUUGGGUUUAACAAUAAUGAGCAUAGUGAUUUGGAGGGAGUCAAUGAGUUUGAUGGAGAGGUUAUACAAGAUAUUAGUGAACUGGAAGAUUAUGAUGAAGCUCCAAAACUUGUUUUAGCCAAUCCUGACGCUGAUACUGAUAGUGAUUGA